This is a messenger RNA of Laccaria bicolor S238N-H82, 2485 nucleotides long. RefSeq lists its product as uncharacterized. The coding region runs from base 111 to 2456 and encodes 781 amino acids. The record is from RefSeq and is a predicted model, not a curated record. The transcript is spliced from 8 exons. NCBI's taxonomy places the organism in Eukaryota, Fungi, Basidiomycota, Agaricomycetes, Agaricales, Hydnangiaceae.
AUCCCCACCACUUACGAGUUUUCGUUGAACGUAACUCUGUCCCCUUCCCCUUCCCCUUCCCCAAUCUUUCGCUUGAACUUAGUUAAUCCGCACACGACAAAAUAAACAUAAUGGUCAAAUACGCUGCUUCCAUCCUCGUUGCUGCCGCUCUUGUCGCUGCUACCCGUGCCGAGCAACAUCAUAGCGCUCCACGAGACCUCACUGAUCUCGACCUGUUCGAACGCAAGAUCCCCUUCGAUCUCGGUGAUCUCUCUGCUCGGGACGACGCAGACCUAUACACCCGGGACUUUUUCGAGAGUGAGCUCUCGGAACGGGACGUGGAACUCUUGGAGCGGGAACCUAACUUGUGGUUCAAGAAUUCAAUUAAGCAAUACGCAACCCAAUACGGACCGAAGCCCGCCUCGCCUUCUUCCUCUAAGCUGACGACAAGAGAGCUCGACAUCGACGCAGAGCUGUUCGAGAGGGACUUGGAUGAGCUCAUGGAGCGUGGUUUGCAGAAACGCUUCUUCCUCUUCUUCCGCAAGAAAAAAGCCGACGACGCUGACCUCUCAGAGCGGGACCUUGCCGACGACUCUGACCUCCUCGAGCGCGAGUUUGACGACUCAGACCUUCUUGAGCGGGACUUUGAAGAGCUCGAAGCUCGUGAGAGUCUCUGGGAGAAGAUACGUAACAUCUUCACCGGCAAGAAAGGCAAGAACGACAAGAAGAAGAAAGAGGAGGCGGAGAAGAAGAAGGCUGCUGACGCUAAGAAGAAGGCUGAUGCUGACGCUAAGAAGAAGGCUGAAGCUGAUGAUUUGGCUGAGCGGGACUUUAAUGAUGAGGACCUGUUUGAGCGCGAGUUUGACGACGAGCUUAUGGAGCGCGAGCUCGACGAUGAACUCCCUGAGCGUGACUUGGACGAGGAGGUCUUCGAACGGGACAUCCCUGAGGAGGACCUGUACCAACGAGACUUUGAUGAGGAGAUGUAUGAGCGCGACAUUGAGGAUGAGCUUCUUGAGCGGCAGUUUGAUGAGGAGUCAGCCAGGAAGUUUGCUUUCGGGGCUUGCUUAUACCUCCAUCUAUAUUGCCCUCUCAAUGUCUGUGGUGAAGACACCCUUACCACGAAGAAGCUUCGAAAACUCGACCACACGAUUAUUAAAGCUCACGUCGAAUACGGGGCUCUCUACAACGAAACGGCGCCUGUUUUAAACCUUCCUACCGAAAUCCUCUGCCAAAUCUUCGAAGACACCCAAGAUGCAUCGCGGAUCCAUCGGGCUUCCAGACACCCUUGCGUGGAAGUCAUUAUUUCACACGUUUGCAGGGGAUGGCGUUCAGUCGCGUUGUCCUUCCCACCACUGUGGUCAACAUUUCGACAUGAUAGUAUUUGCGACCAGACAUAUCGUCAGUUGGGAAGUCGGCUAGAUGUAUACCUGGACAGGUCAGGCUCACACCUACUUGACCUCUACUUCCAUUUUGGGUACAGCACGAGAUCAACAGGAUCGUUCAAGUCCAUGCUGGAGAGUACGUUGCCACACGUUGCUCGCUGGAGGCGAUUUUUCUUAAUUUCCAACGAUGCUGAGCCCAGAUUGGACUUCUCUGACAGAUUAUCCCGGUUAGAGGCUCCCAACCUUGAAUAUCUGUCAUUAGGUCCUGCUACGCUACAUCCAGGGACCUUUCUACGUGACACUCCAAAGCUAUGCUACUUGAGAAUGGAUACACCAUGUCCUUCCCAAUACUUCCCGCUCCUUUCCAAUAUCACCAUGUUACGAAUUGAGCGUCAUUCUGAUUCAGGUCGUAGUCGCUUGGGGAGUUGGAACGAUUUGCUCGAAAUUCUUGCUUUGCCAUCGUUGUCCAGUUUGUCGAUUUUUGGCCAACACUUUAACAAGCCUGAGUCUCAGCAUUCCUCCAACAUCAUCAUGAAGAAUUUAAAGCACCUUCGCUUUGGCGAGAACAACCUCUUUCGCCACUUCUUCCCAUUAUUGUCUGCACCGCUGCUCGAGACACUGGCUCUAUGUGACCUUCGCUCACCUUUCGCUGAUCUCAUGGAUAGAGAGCCCUUUUACAUGCUACACUCUUUGACUGUAAUCUGCUGUCCAUAUCUCUUCCUUAAACUUGCCGCCAUUAUCCCUUCUGUCACUCACCUUACCGUCUCAGACUCAUUCCCCCCCGAGUGCAUGACUGAGCUGUUUAAUAAGGGCGGGACCAAUCUUUGGGCAAAAUUAAAGGUUCUGUCGGGCAAGAUCUACGAGGAUGGCAGGAGAUUCAGUUUCUACCUCGAGUUUGCUCGAAUGAUGGCAAACCCAGACUUGAUUAUCCGAAUAUCCGCCUCUUACAUCAAAGAGUUGGCCCGGGAAUUCAAGAUAGCGCAGCUUCAGGCAAUGUGUGUGCUUGAAGAAAUGCCCGUGGGGGGUAUUCCAUGGCCACCAGGUGCUGAUGUUCCAGUAGAAACUGAUUUCUUUUCUGUAAAUUACUAUUAAGCUAGUAGUAUUAACCACUACCCGAACCA